AGUACAUGCAUGUACUUUUAAUAUUAUUUCUCUUCUGAAGGUUCUCUGCACCGCCCAAGUACUUUUCCUAUCAUUUACUUCAUGUUAAGUCAAACGCGAAUGUGAAGUGGGAAACAAUGGUUCUUUCCGCGUAUGAAUAGAAGGAUUUUAUUUAUAUAGAAAGAUACUGGAUUUAAGAAAUCAUCUUGGGGGACCAUGGCCAACCCUCGCGUGAGGCAGAUCAAGAUCAAGACUGGCGUGGUGAAGCGACCAGGAGCCAGAUUGGUCAAAGAAAAAGUGAUCUAUGAAAAAGAAGCAAAACAACAAGAAGAAAAGAUUGAAAAAAUGAGAGCUGAAGAUGGUGAAAAUUAUGCCAUUAAAAAGCAGAUACUAGAAAGUGAAAAAGACUUGGAAGAAGCCGCGGAAUAUAAGGAAGCCCGGCUAGUCCUGGACUCUGUGAAGUUGGAAGCCUGAAUCCUGUCUGCGCAGGGUGCUUUUCGUGCUAAAGCCUGGG
Molecule: messenger RNA, 493 nt
Organism: Lepus europaeus (European hare)
Lineage: Eukaryota; Metazoa; Chordata; Mammalia; Lagomorpha; Leporidae
Product: tubulin-specific chaperone A-like
Exons: 3
Coding region: 196-453 (85 amino acids)
Biological process (GO): tubulin complex assembly; post-chaperonin tubulin folding pathway
Cellular component (GO): microtubule cytoskeleton; cytosol
Molecular function (GO): beta-tubulin binding
Source: RefSeq, a predicted model, not a curated record